GAAUCAAGAAAUCACAACAUAUUCAUCUACCCCUUGCUGUAUCUUCCUUCUUUUUCAACAUUUUCUUGAAAACGUGACAAACAUGGCUCGUGGCCCCAAGAAGCAUUUGAAGCGUCUUAACGCCCCCAAGGCAUGGAUGUUGGAUAAACUCGGGGGUGUGUUCGCCCCACGUCCAUCCCAGGGCCCCCACAAGCUGAGGGAGUCCCUGCCAUUGGUGAUUUUCCUUCGCAAUCGCCUAAAGUAUGCCCUGACCAACAAUGAAGUCACCAAGAUUGUUAUGCAGCGCCUCAUUAAGGUUGACGGAAAGGUCCGUACAGAUCCCAACUUCCCUGCUGGCUUCAUGGAUGUUGUGUCUAUUGAGAAGACCGGAGAGUUCUUCCGGUUGAUCUACGAUGUGAAGGGACGUUUCACAAUCCAUCGUAUCUCCGCGGAGGAAGCCAAGUACAAGUUGUGCAAGGUGCGCAAGGUACAGGUUGGACCCAAGAACAUUCCCUUCUUGGUUACUCACGAUGGACGUACGAUCCGCUACCCAGACCCUGUAAUUAAGGUCAACGACACCAUUCAGUUGGACAUUGCCUCCACCAAGAUCACGGAUCACAUUAAAUUUGAUUCAGGAAAUCUCUGCAUGAUCACCGGAGGUCGCAAUUUGGGUCGUGUUGGUACUGUCGUCAAUCGCGAACGGCACCCGGGAUCCUUCGACAUUGUCCACAUUAAGGAUAGUCAGGGACAUAUGUUCGCCACGCGUCUCUCCAACGUCUUCAUCAUCGGCAAAGGCGCCAAGACGUACAUCUCGCUGCCAAAGGGCAAGGGUGUGAAGCUCAGCAUUGCCGAGGAGCGCGACAAGAGGCUCGCGGCAAAGAAGGCACACUAAACACCCACAUUGAGCCCCAUUUGGUUAACAUUGCGGGGGUUUUAAUAAAAGGAAGGAGAAAAUUAUAAAAAAA
Messenger RNA from Lutzomyia longipalpis, 944 nucleotides. RefSeq names its product 40S ribosomal protein S4 (gene RpS4). Gene Ontology annotation, molecular function: structural constituent of ribosome; RNA binding. The record is from RefSeq and is a predicted model, not a curated record. Lineage: Eukaryota; Metazoa; Arthropoda; Insecta; Diptera; Psychodidae. Gene Ontology annotation, cellular component: cytosolic small ribosomal subunit; ribosome. Bases 83 to 871 code for a protein of 262 amino acids. The transcript has 4 exons. Gene Ontology annotation, biological process: translation.